Seriola aureovittata is the source of this 3842-nucleotide messenger RNA. RefSeq lists its product as uncharacterized. The transcript is spliced from 5 exons. The record is from RefSeq and is a predicted model, not a curated record. Bases 730 to 2073 code for a protein of 447 amino acids. Lineage: Eukaryota; Metazoa; Chordata; Actinopteri; Carangiformes; Carangidae.
UGUUAUUUUAUCUUUGCAUCUGUGUCACAGAGGUUUUGUAUCUAAGCCGUGUGGGUCGUGCUCAUGACAUUAAUGAGAUCUUUGUUAACAUUUAGACGUGCACUUGUGCGUGUGCACAUGGGGUCUUUGCAGCACAUUAUCUUGCAGUUGUGCGUUUCUAAGGGAAGAGCCAUUACCAUGGUAACCCCAAGCAAUGAGUACCUUGUGAAAGGCUGGGCUCCCCUCUCUCUCUACCACUCUCUCUCUCUUUUAUCUCCGCUCAGGCCAUUCCUCCUACUCCACACACAAUAGUCAGCUAGGAGACAGAGAGGACAUUUCUUUAUAUCCUGCAGUCUGCCAAUGCGUUUCAGGUCUGUUCGAGAAGACUGAGCUUUGUCAUUUUUUUGCCACUGUGGGAUAUCUCUAGCCACUAGAACGUCUUUGUGAUUUUCUAGCAAAAGAUUAUCUUGUCAAUAAGAUGUUGCCCCGGUGUCUCUUCUCUGGAAAAGUGGAUCUUCUUUUUCUGCCGUGACGGAGGCUCGGCUUACUGAAGAUUAUAACAGAACCCACACAGGCUGGUAUUAUCUGCAUGUUGGGAAUUGACAGGAAUGUGGAUUUUUCUUCACAUUAAUGAGACUUAAUUUCAAAGCAAAGGCGGCGGCUACAUGCCCAAUAAAGCGUGCUGCUAAAAGUAGAACAAAUUAGACGUUCAAAGAAAGUAAUGGCAGACACCAAAAUUGUUUCUCAGUAAUGGCAACAAAGAACUUUUGUCCCCAAAUAAGGCGCAGGAAGUUGGAUGUGAGAAAGACUGAAAGGGAGGAAGAUGAGGAAAAAGACAUUGACUGUUCUCAGCCAGUCUCCCGCUGCCCAGCUUGUAACCGAGGAUAUGAUGUCGCCCUGAUCCUGCCGUGCUCUCACACCAUGUGUGGUCACUGUGUAGCAGCUGGAGAGAAAACGAGCUCAGGUCAGUCUCUGCUCCGUGGCGUCAGCCUAUCUGUCUGCUCUGUGCUGUGCCCCUGCUGUCGACAUCCUGUAGAGCUGCCGUGCUGGACGUGGUCAGCUGCCACUUCCUGUCUGCCAGAACAUCCCACCCUGAGCCAUUCACUUGUCAACAGCAGGGAGACCGGCAUCAAGACAGGGGCGUCUGAAGGUCACCCACAGGACAUGCAAAGCGACACACGCUGCAGGGAUGAAACUGAAGAAAGAGCACAGAGCUGUUUACCUGGCUCCACUGCUGCCAGUUCCCCAAUAACACCAGUGGAUGGCGUUGUAGACCUACAAGAGGCGGAGAUGGAGCAGUCCGUCUUUGGACUGUGUUUUGCUAUGGAUCCUUCCACUGUCCCUCCAUCCCUCCAUCUUUCCAACGCCUCCCUCACUGUCACCUACCGAGGGCCUCCCACCCCUCCUCCAGACAACAAGUUCAGGAGGUCAAAGAUGACCCCUGAUUCCAGGGUCGUGUCGGCCCUCCCGCAGGUCUGCGCCGAUGUCGUCAUCGCACAGGGACAGUAUUAUUGGGAGGUGGAUGUCUGCAACAGCUCCGUGUACAGGAUCGGUGUGAUCUCAUUGGACGGUGCUGGUGGCUGGUGGCUGGAAAGGCAGGGCUUGUCUUUUUGUGCAGUGUACGAUGGGAGCCGGGAGCCGCUCCGCACCGUCCCGCCCCAGAUCAAAAGCCUCGGGGUCUUCCUCAACAUCGGAGGGGGCACCCUGAGCUUCCACAACCCUCUGACCCAGGAGCACCUGGCCACACUGCCUACCCGCUUCAGCUCUGCUGGACUGCUCCCCGCUCUGGGUCUGGGCCAGGGCCGGCUGAGGCUUCGCUGCCGCCUGCCUCCUCCUCCUCACGUCUUCCUCAGUAAGGAUUCAGUCUACAGGGGACCUUGUGGGGCCGGCGGAGCCCCGUGGCGCAGGGAGAUUCCCUUCCAGUCUGUGAGGAAAGUGAUACAGAAGUUCGAGGAGCUGGCGGUGUCGGACUCAGACUCGGGCCUGGUGUCCAGUUUUGGAUCGUCCUGCUCCACCUUGGCUUCCCUUCCAGAUCUGGGGAUUCCUGGGAUGUUUCCCUCGGGGCACGCGGGACAGGAAACUGGCGCUGAAUGAAAAGAGCUUCUGAAACUUGCUCUUCAAUGGGAGCAUUAAAAAACACGCCCACAUGUCCUGUGGGUGGUUUGAUCUCUGGUUGUCAUUUGAAAGGCUAAUUUUUCAUCUUGAAGGACUUCAGGUUGACUGUUUCCACUCUCUGCGUGACCCCGGACCUGCAAUUCACUCUCUCCCCAGGACGCUGGCCUUUCUCUCAACCAAACAACCCCCCGCUGGUUUGGGCUUGGGCCAGAAAGAGUCCUCUAUAAUGUGAAGUGUGAGGAAACGGUGGGCUUUUAGCAGCGGGACUCCUUGGUUUGUCUCAGUGUGACGGUUGUCAGACAGUAGGGGUCCUACAGUAGCAGCGUGCACGUUCUGUGUGUGUGUAUGUGGGCACAAGCGCUACCUUUGAGUGUGUGCAUUUGCUCGGUCACUCAUACAUACAUCGGUGUGUGUGUGUGUGUGUGUGUAAGCAAGAGGGAACAAUGUACGAGCGGCAGGGGGUGAGAUGACGAGGUGCGAGUACAGUGACACCAGCGGUGUUGACACAGAGCAGCGAGGACAGGUGGUGACACGCAUUUAUCCCGCGGCCGGCCUUCGAUAGGACAGUAAGGGCUGCCCUCCUCUGACCCUUUGAAAACCACAGGACUCCCGGAGACUUCAAAAGAACAACAGAGAGCGGGAGAACAGAGAGGGAGAAAGAGAAAACAGCACGCAUGAAUUAAAGACAGCAGGUGAUGAACUGGUAAAAAAAAAAAAGAAAGAAAUGAGCUGAUUCCCAACAGCUUUCACCCCAAGGAGCCCUGAAUAGAUCAACUGGCUCGGACACGGACGCGGUGACGUCACAGCGCAGUGAUAAAGACGUAUUAGUCGUCUUGGCACAUUAGAUAUAAUGAAAGGCUUUAUUUUCAGUCAAACACAUGUCAUUCCAUUGGUCAGAUGUUGAAUUAAAAUUGUGAUUUAAUAUCUUGGUUUGCUAAACUUUUUCUUGGCGACUUGCGCCUCUCUUCCUCGUUGGGCUUUCAGCUCCACUCUCUCCCUGGUUUUCAAUGUUGGGCACAGAUUCAAUUUGUGCAAUUUUUUUGGCAAAGAAAACAGUGAGAGUAUAAACUUUUCCUCAUUUUCUCCUCAAUCCUCGGGGCUCCAAGCCCCAUUUGUAGAACCACUGGUGCCGGGGACUAUUUAUACUUGGCGUUGCCGAUGUUCAUAUUCAUUCUGCCUGUGACCACUUGACUUAUGAUUAAGUAAUGCAGAGCCCAUUGAAGAAAUCCCUCCUGUCCCAUCUUCUCAUUUCCUGUCUGUUUUUCACUGCCUGUGUUUGCUUUUGCGGAAGGUGCAAUCUCUAAGUAUUUAGUCAGACCACCCAAACUCUCAACUCUCACUGCAAUUAAAACGUGCAUCAGUCAGACGUAGUAGCAGCUGUAGCCCACGGACGCGCUCGCGGCGGACUUGGGGGGCUAAUUUUACGUUUCGUGCAUGCCUGAAAUCAGUUAAACAGACCCGGUGAUAAGCGAUGAGUCAAAGAGAAAGCUUGUUAGACUGUCGCCUCUCACAACACUCAUCACGGGUGACUGUGUGUUGAUGUUUAACGGUCGGGGUAUUUACCGCGCGAGCAGAAAAAAAUGCGGGUGCCGUGACCGCCUUUGGCGCGCUGCUCUGUCUCUCUCUCUCUCUCUCUCUCUCUCUCUCUCUCUCUCUCUCUGUCUGCAGAUACAUCAGCUUUUUCUUUUUACGUACAAAGUGUGUGGAAGCAAUUAGACUCUUGUAAACAGAAAUGAUGCAGAUUUCAA